This is a messenger RNA of Geodia barretti, 1068 nucleotides long. Lineage: Eukaryota; Metazoa; Porifera; Demospongiae; Tetractinellida; Geodiidae. The record is from the annotation of a GenBank genome assembly.
AUGGAUACAAACAUCCAACCUAUCCUUGAGAAAUCGCUUGCGGGAGAACGGUUAGACUUUGACGACUGCCUGACGCUUUUCAAGAGUCACGAUUUACUUGCUCUGGGGCACGCGGCAGAUAUUGCCCGACAACGCAAGCAUCCGGAAGACUACGUCACUUACAUUGUUGACCGAAACAUCAACUAUACCAAUUGGUGUUAUGUUGACUGUGAUUUUUGUGCUUUCUAUCGCCAUCGUCAAGAUCCUGACGCUUAUGUUAUGGAGCGGGAAGAACUGGGGAAAAAGAUACAGGAAACACUGGAUCUUGGGGGUGAGCUGAUUCUCAUGCAAGGUGGAUUGCAUCCGAAACUUAAACUUGACUGGUACGAAGAUCUCCUCCGUUGGAUCAAAGCCAAUUACCGCAUUCAUAUCCAUGGGUUUUCCCCCCCAGAGUUGGACUGGUUUGCCAAGAUAAACCGUAUGUCGUUGCGAGAGAUGCUUCUCCGGUUGCGAGAUGCCGGACUUGAUUCGAUCCCUGGCGGCGGUGCAGAGAUUCUUACUGACCAUGCCCGCAAUGAGAUUAGCCCUAAGAAGUGCACCGCUGAUGAAUGGCUGGAAGUCAUGCGUCAGGGACACUUGGUUGGACUCAAGUCGAGCGCGACGAUGAUGUACGGGCAUGUAGAAAGUUACGCCGAACGUGUCGAACAUCUCGUCAGACUGCGUGAUUUGCAAGAUGAGACAGGCGGAUUUACAGCGUUUAUCUGCUGGUCGUUACAACCCGCCAAUACCCGUAUGGAUCAUAUACCCCCUGCAGGAAGUUUUGAAUAUCUCAAAACACUUGCUAUUUCGCGAUUGUUCUUGGAUAAUUUCGACAACUUUCAAUCUUCAUGGGUAACCCAAGGUCCGAAGAUCGGACAGCUAUCGCUUAAAUUCGGUGCGAAUGAUAUGGGUGGUACAAUGAUAGAGGAGAACGUUGUCAGCAAAGCUGGAACGGUCUAUUGCAUGCCGAUUGAGGAGAUCGAACGCACUAUAACCGAGUUAGGUUAUGUUGCCAAACGCCGCAAUUUCUUCUACGAACUCCUUAAUUAA